This is a messenger RNA of Exserohilum turcica Et28A, 1284 nucleotides long. RefSeq lists its product as uncharacterized. NCBI's taxonomy places the organism in Eukaryota, Fungi, Ascomycota, Dothideomycetes, Pleosporales, Pleosporaceae. Bases 1 to 1284 code for a protein of 427 amino acids. The record is from RefSeq and is a predicted model, not a curated record. The transcript has a single exon.
AUGCUAUGUCUCCACUGGUUCACGACAUACCGGAUCCUCAUUGCCCUGACCUUUAUCGCAAACAUGGCCGUACUCGCAGUCCUGGUCAACCGGAACAGGCCAUUCACUCUCGCCGAGCCUCUGAUUGCUACCGCCGUCAACCUCUUCGUCGCCGUGCUGGUCCGCCAGGAAGACAUUAUCAAUCUGAGCUUCUCCCUUGUCGCAAAAACACCCAUCUGGCUUCCCCUGUGGUUCCGCACAACCAUGGCAGACUUUCACCACUACGGGGGCAUCCACGUUGGCAGUGCCAUGGCGGCGCUCCUGUGGUACAUUUUUUUCGUCCACGUCAACACCAUUUUCUUUCUCGACAGCCUGAAUGCACACACGGCCAGGGUGUGGAUGUGGGUCGACAUUGCCACGUGCUACUCGUUUCUCGUGUCCAUUGUCCUCGUGUGCAUCACAGCGCACCCCAAGCUCCGCAUGCGCUUCCACAACACGUUUGAGCACACACACCGUUUCGGCGGCUGGAUUGCCAUGAUGGUCCUCUGGGCCAACACCGGCGUAUCCAGCAUCACUCAGCACACCAAACCCCUGUACUUGAACCCAGCAGUCUGGCUCCUCGCCGCCACCACCAUGCUCAUCAUCAUGCCCUGGACCCGCAUCCGCCGCGUCCUCAUCACAGCAUCGCUCCUUUCUUCCCGCGAAGUCCGCAUCAGCUUCCCCUACAAAAACAUGCCCUACUCACGCACCAUGCGCUUUUCCCACAGCCCCCUGCUAGAAUGGCACGCCUUUGCCACGAUCCCCACGCCCGACCACGCCAGCGCCUUUGUCCUCGUCUCGCAAGCCGGCGACUGGACCAAGGCGCUAAUCCAGAACCCGCCCUCACAUAUCUGGCUGCGCCGGCCCCCCGCCGCAAACUUCCUGUGCGUCGCCCCGCUCUUCAAAUCCCUCCUCCUCGUUGCUACCGGCGCGGGAAUCGGCCCCAUGAUCUCGCUCCUCAGCAGCCCCAUCAUCGCCAAAAUGAAGGCCCGCGGCACAAUCAUCAGAGUCCUCUGGUGCGUCUAUGACCCCGAAGCUCCCCACUGGCAAUUCGUCCUCGCCGCUAUCCGCGCAGUCGAUCCAAACCCUUACAUCUACGACUCCAGCGACGGCCGCCCGGAUAUCGCCGGCGAAACCGGCUGGGUCAUGCGUGAAAAGGGUAUCGAGGCUGCCAUGGUCGUUAGUAAUCCCAAAGUCACCCGUGAGGUGGUCGAGGGCGUCAAAGGCUGGGGUGGAGCUGCAUUUGGUGCUGUGUUUGAUUCUUAG